UUCAAAUUUCAAAACAAACGCGUCGCGUUAAUCAGCAGUGAAGAUGGACGCGGUGGAUUGAACGCAAGGCUGCCUCAUUCACGACUAAUACAUGUAGAGGUUAAAAUCUCUCUGGUGGAGUGUGUUUGAUUUUCAUCUUAAUAAUCACCAUUCAUCUUUGAUUUAUGCGUCAGUGAAUGCGGCUCAUCUAGCUAUAUUUUGUGUCACUAAUUAGUAAUCCGACUUGCUUAUCUAGUUGUUAAUCGAGGAACAGGUGGAUUACGUUUAUAUUUGAAAGGACUGGAGGGAUGGAGGUUCAGGGAAUAUUAUCUGACGGGUCAAACUGCGCAGUGAAAGCUCCGUCCAUCGAGAACUUUGUGCUGGUCAAACCCAUCAGUCGAGGAGCUUUUGGGAAGGUUUACCUCGCCAGAAAGAAAUGCAACUCCAAACUCUAUGCAAUCAAGGUGGUGAAGAAAGCAGAUAUGGUGGAUAAAAACAUGACUGAUCAGAUGAGAGCUGAGAGAGAUGCUCUGGCUCUCAGUAAAAGUCCUUUCAUUGUGCACCUGUUUUACUCUCUCCAAACAGCAACCAAAGUCUAUCUGGUGAUGGAGUAUCUGAUCGGAGGAGAUGUAAAGUCACUGCUUCAUAUCUAUGGGUACUUCGAUGAAGACAUGUCCCUAAAAUAUAUCUCAGAGGUGGCACUCGCUCUCGAUUACCUUCACAGACAUGGCAUCAUUCACAGGGACUUAAAACCAGACAACAUGCUAAUUUCAAAUGAAGGUCACAUUAAGCUCACAGACUUUGGGCUCUCCAAGGUUAAACUUGACAGAGAACUAAACCUGAUGGACAUUUUAACCACACCUUCUUUGGUGAAACCUAAGAAAGAUUAUUUCAGAACGCCUGGUCAAGUUCUGUCGCUGAUCAGCUCUCUUGGUCUUAAUACCCCAGUGACAGAGGGCAAGCAUCACUAUAGCACAUUUUUGGGCAGCCCAAUGUCCUGUGGGAAGGUGAAACUGAGGAAGAGAAGGGCAGAUUACCUCAGUUCACCAGUAUGCUCAAGCCGAGAUCUAGGAUCCAACAGUGUGUUUAGUCCUGGUGUGCUGGCUAAGAGUUUGACACCAAGGCUGAUGAAAUCGAGGAAGAGAUUUGAGACACUAAGUGUUGGAAGCCUUUUACCAUCCACUACGGAUUCUGAAGACUGUGUCAGCCCGAUGUGGGAAGAUGAGCAGAAUUUACAAGAUGGUGACAACCUUCCUCAAUUACAUGGAAAGGAACUGGGAAACAGAAAUCAAAGAAACAUUCCUGUAACACAGCUGGAAAAAAGAAUGAUGUGUGCAAAACAUUCUCAGGAUCGCAACACUGUUUUUAAGCUACUCGAUAACCAAUUGGACCUUUGCAGAAAUAUUAAAACAGAUAUUUCUGAAAAGAGACUGCAGUUCAAUGCAGCUGAAAACUGUGCCACUCCAUUGGGUAAGGCUGCUUCUCGUCAGUCAGUAGAGAGCAGUGUUGUGAAACUUGAGCCGCAGGUGGAGCCAAAGUCUUCAGCGAAGCGAGGGUUUGAAGAAGUAGAUAAAAGCCCUGAUCAAGCUGAACUCCAUUCCAAGAAAAACGACGCAGUCUACAAGAGAUGUUUCCAGAUUCCAGAGGCGAAUCCAACAGCCCACACUGGUUUGACUGGAAUUUUUUCCAUUGCUGGGCUUGAUGAUGUCAAAAGUGCACCGAUAUGUCAACAGAGAAUCGUCCCAAAGCAAUCCAGUCCCAUUGCCGUGGCCAAAAAUCUCUUUUGUGAGCUAGAAGAUCCAGGUGAGGAGGUGGCUAAAAGAGUGACCAACUCCAGCUCCCCAACCUCACCUGUUGACAAACAGUAUUUUAGGCGAAGCCUUAGUUUGGACUCUGAUACCUCAGUCCAUGAAAUGUCUGUGGUCACCAACACUCCUCAAAAACCGACAGACUUCAAACAAGAGGCUUUGUUGUCCUCUUUUGAGGAACUUGAUGAAAGCGUUAUUUCUGCAGUGACACCUGCAGGCAAACCCACAAUAGCUACGCCAAAACAAAUCACCACAAAACAGCAGAGAGGUGAAUCUGAACGUCCUCUUCUAGAUCAUCUCCCUGAGUUAUCCAACAGUAUUGUCAAAUCACCAGGGUUCCUCAAACCCAAGAACAUGGUUGUGUUCAGGAGCUACUGCAGCUCGAUAAACCGGUCUUGUAACUCGCAUCUCAGCUUGGCCUCUUUGGAUGCCAUGGAGAUGUCAACUUCAGCUUCUUUCCACAGUGCACCUUCUGCAGUCACACCAGUUCAGAAAAAAAGGCCCAGUCUGAGCAGCUCACUUUAUCAGACUCCCCAGCAGAUGAUUAUGUCAAAUACUCCUUAUAGGACACCAAAAAGUGUCCGCAGAGGUGCAGAACGUGUAGACAGAGCUCCUAUCCUAGGAACUCCCGACUACCUGGCACCAGAACUUCUGUUAGGCAAACCUCAUGAUUUUAUGGUGGAUUGGUGGGCGUUAGGUGUCUGUCUUUUCGAGUUCCUUACAGGAGUACCUCCCUUCAACGAUGACACCCCUCAACUGGUGUUCCAGAACAUUCUCAACAGAGAUAUACCAUGGCCAGAUGGAGAGGAGGAGUUAAACCAGACUGCAAGAAAUGCCAUAGAGAUUCUGCUCACCAUGGAUACAGCCAAACGCGCUGGCUUAAAAGAGCUGAAAGAUCAUCCGUUCUUUAAGGGUGUGGACUGGGAAAACCUUCACAAUCAGCGCAUGCCCUUCAUCCCGCAACCCGACGAUGAGACUGACACAUCAUAUUUUGAGGCGAGAAACACAGCCCAACAUCUCACUGUAUCAGGCUUCAGUCUGUGAAGAAUCAAACUAUUUUAUAUGUUUAAGAUAUAAUUGUGUUGUGUGGAAACUAUAAAGGAAUAGUUCAACCAAACAAGAAAAUUCUAGCAUGAUGUACUCAUCACAAUGUAGCUCCAAACCAGUAUGAUAAAUUAAGAGAGCGAAUAAUUCCAAUUCAAACUCCAACCUGUCAAGUUCUGAAAUGGAUAAAAGCACAAUAAAACCAAAAGUAGUUGAUACGACUCGUAAUGGUUUUAUGAUGUUUUAUUGUCUUUUUAAAAAAAAAAAAUGUUUAAGCUUGAUAGUCCUGAGUCACCAUCCACUUUUCUUAUAUGGCAAAAACAUGUUUGGUAAACUAUUCCUUUAAUAAAUACAGAUGUCAUCACUGCCACAGUGCUCUUGUUUUCCUCUUCUUUCCUUGGUUUUUACUUUCUUUCUUUGGUUAUUAAUGUUGUAUGUUAUGUAGAGAGAGAUUAAUAAUGAAUGUAGGAAAGUUUUCUAAAAUCCAGUGGGAGUUUGACCCAUACGCACAUACGUGCCACAGGACUUGUUUCAAAUCAAGACUUGUUUGCAAAGAAGUAAUAUAUUAUGUAACACUGCUAUCUGUACUUGCUCAUUAGUGAAAAUUUUGAUUUAAGCCACUGCUGUUUUUAUCUCUUUGUUAGUUUAAUUUUAACAUGCAAAAUGUUUUAACAUGUCUACACUAAGCUUUGAACAUGGCUGCUGCUUCAAAAAUGUUUCAAUUCAUACUCAUUUAAUCAUACAUGACAUCUUAACAAAGGUUUGUGUUUUACAAUCAUUUGUUUCAUUGCUUUUUUUCUGUUUGAACAAGGUACAGAUGCAACCUGUAUUUUUGGAACUUUUGGAAGUGUUUAAACGUAAAUAAAAUACAAUUGUUAAGUAUUAUUUCUAUAGCACCACUAGUGUCAUUAAACAGAAUUGCUGAAAUAAUUACUGUUUUCAAACCAGUUUCCUGAACAUUCCCCCCAUCUGCUAUUCGUCAAGUAAAUUGAUAGUUCCUUCCACCCACAAAUUCUUGCAUUGGUUCAGCGUUGCUAUGUUGGGCUUCUCAAAUAAAGUGAGCAAUGUUUUGAUGGCACCACAGUAUUACUAAGUAAGGGAUAAUGUACAGUCUGCCAGUUGUUAUCGCAAAAUACAUCCCGACAGGGUGAUCAGCGAAGCGGAGGACUCUUGUAUCACCCUGAAGGGGUUUGUUUUGCGAUAACCGGCUGACUGCACAUCAUCCGCUUAUUACAUGGCUACUAACCAAAUAAAUAAAUACAUGGACAUAAAAUAUUGAUUUGCAUUAAAAUUAUGUAAUUAUGUGAAAAGAAAGAAGGCGCUGAACAGUUGAAAUCAACUUCCGGUUUGCGACAGUUCUGUUGGUGUUUGUUUUGUAAAUAAUGGCCAUCUGACUCCUCAAUAUUCAGCCUGUUACAAGACUACUUGCCAAAUAAACAAAUAGAUGGACAUGAAACAUUGAUUUGAGUUGAAAUUAUGUGAGAAGUAUUAAAUCACUGAACAGCUGAAAUACACCUCAGGUUUGCGUUUGAGUUUUGUUGGUGUUUAAUUUUAUUUAAUGACUGUUUGACUGCUCAUUGUGUAUUUUAUUACAAGACUACUUGCUGAAUAAAUAAAUAAAUGCACAUGAAGCAUUGAUUUGAGUUUAAAUUACUUUAUUAGCUUACUUGUAGAGAUUGCGAGAAGCAGGAAAGAUGACUCGCAAAUACCCGGAUAAGUGGUCUGAUACGUGGAGUUACGGUUGUUACUGAGAAAUAUCAGACCACUUGAUGGCGCCAUUGACCAAUCAGAAUAGAGUAUUCCAAAAAGCUGUGCAGUAAUGGCUUAUAGUUGUCUCUGCAUAUUAACUUGGGAUAGAAGAAAAUAUCACACAUCGUGCCUUUAUGAAACAUGAGCACAACAAAUUGUGUAAAUUGUUCGUAAAAUAAUUUUGUAUGUAAAUUGUUGCAUUCAAUUCAAUGGGACAAUUUUGUACAAAUGAUUUUUAUGCACGAUUUACACGGAAAAUCUUUCUGCUUACGUUACAUGUUAAAGCCCACUACCUUUCAAAUAGAAUCAAGUAUAGCUGAAUUGCAAAAAAACAAACAAACAAAAAAGUGACAAUCAAGCAGAUGGGAAAAGAAAAUGACCACAAUUGCCAAAUUUGGCAAUACUGCAUGUUGUGAAAUUAUCUAGAUUUCACUGUCACUAUAGACCAUGCCUGAAAGGUUCAUUGUAUCAUAUUUCCCCAAGCAGUUGUUAAAAUAUGACUUGAAUUAUUUGUUAUUGAUAUGCCAAAUUUUUUGAAAAUAGGACAGAUUUUAAAAAGUUGGGAUAAUUUCAGAAAAUUAGAAUUCAGAAAACGCUCCAGGAACAAAAUGGGGAAUAUUUUGCAUUUUCUAUCUACCUGGUGGCCAGAUUUCACAGAAUUUGUACAAGGCCUAUUUUAUGUACUGGUUAAUCCUGAAUAACAUGAUAAUACCCAAAUAUUUCAUUGGAAAUUCAUGUACCAGAUGUUUUUUUAUUAUUCUUAUAUAUAUAUAUAUAUAUAUAAAAUGUGCAUAAUUGUGGCAAUGGCCUAAAACAAGUUUGAAAAAGUUAGACUUUUCAGAUAAUAAAAAAUUGCUGAAACAUUUCCUUGGGAAAACUGACUUUUUGAAAAAAAAUAAUAUUAUUAUUAUCAUCUACUCUUAUGCCGUUUGACAUCUCUGUGUUUUACGGCCUCUGAUUAAUAAUCAUAUAUAGGUGAUGUUGCAUGAAAUAUUUAGAGAGAUGGGGAUAUAAACAGUCCAGAUUUUCAAAAGCUUUUAAUAAUGCUUCAGUCUAAAAUAUUGGAUGUCAUGUCUUGUGACAUUACUGAAACAUGCACUGAUCCUCUAACCUGAAGGCAAAUUUAAGCAAAAGCUGUAAUGGUGUUUUAAUAGAAAGAUUACACUGUUUAGAACAAAAGCCUUUCAAUCAAACAUCCUGUUCUGCAGAUGAUUCAAAAGUAGUAUUAUAGACAUCAAUUAAAUAUAUGUUAAAUGCUACAUUACAGUAUUGUACAAUUAAAAUAUAAAACUUUGCAGUUCAUGAAUACAUUUUCUCAUACACUUUUUUUCUAAUAUACACAAAAUUCUUAAAGGAAUUAUUAACAUUAUUGACUGAUAUACAACUACAACGAAACAAAACAUUUGUGCUUUUCAGUUAAAAAAAAAAAAAAAAAACAGCCAAAGGUAAAUGAUUCAUUAGAUUUCAGCCUUAUGUUAGUUUUAGGGCUCUAAACCAUAUUAAACACCUUUCACUUCCUUCAAAUUCAUACAAAGUGCAUCGCAAUUCAACCCUUUAAGAGACCUUCUGGAUCUAAUGCAAUGAAAUUCAUGUAUUAAGUGUGGCUUAUGUCUCCAAAUACUUGUUGGGGCCAUUGAAAUGGUCUACCUUUAUCAGAUAUUUAAUUGCAUACAUGAUAGGAUAUAUUGAGGAAACAAAGAACAUAGUUUGAUAUACUGUAUUUCCUUGUGACAUGCUGUACAUUUGAAAGGCCAAGGGGUUAAUGACAUAUGCAAGAUUUUUGAUUAUGGCUUUAAUCAGCAACAUAACUCACCUGGGAAAAUACCAAGUCUAGAUAUCAACAUGUACAGUCAAAUGUUCCGCUUUUGUUAUACCUCCAACAAGUCCUGAAUUAUAACCCUUAAGGUUUAAAACCCAUGUGGGCCAUUUUCUGCAAAAGAAAUACUCAACAGAAAUGAACUGUACUUAUCAGUGCAUCCUACACUUUGCUACAGUAUUAACAAUUAGCAGCUAUGUGUGGGUAAUUUUGAAUGUUAUAAAUGUGACCUGAUGUAAUAAUGUCCUUUGGAUUUCUUUGAAUGACAUUUUCAUAACUUUUAUGAAAAUGUAAGAUCAUUGUGCUACUUCUGAUUACCCAAAUCAAGGAUUAUCACUUGCAAUUUUUCUUUUUUUUUUGUAAGUGAUAAGCUGCAAUGGCAUACAUUCA
Molecule: messenger RNA, 6786 nt
Organism: Myxocyprinus asiaticus (Chinese sucker)
Lineage: Eukaryota; Metazoa; Chordata; Actinopteri; Cypriniformes; Catostomidae
Product: serine/threonine-protein kinase greatwall-like
Exons: 12
Coding region: 288-2831 (847 amino acids)
Biological process (GO): peptidyl-serine phosphorylation; intracellular signal transduction
Cellular component (GO): nucleus
Molecular function (GO): ATP binding; protein serine/threonine kinase activity
Source: RefSeq, a predicted model, not a curated record